AUGCAUACACGCUUGCUGCUGCUAUUUGGCGUUGUGCUGUUCGGGUGUUGCUCCCUAUCCGCUGGAGUGUUCUUCAAUCAUGGUGGCACCCAUUUGGGUUCAUUGAAGCAUAUUUUCCGAAAGUAUGCGCAUCUGCUCGAGUCUGAUCGUCAACUAUCGCCUGUUAUUUUUGUACCAGGCGAUGGUGGAAGUCAGAUGGAUGCAAUGAUCGAUAAACCCAGCAAGGUGUCGAUUCUCUGCCAGAAGCACACCACCACCUUCUUCAACAUUUGGCUUAACAAAGAGCUGUUGCUGCCACUCGUGAUCGACUGUUGGAUCGAUAACAUCCGGUUGGAGUAUGAUAAUGUAACGCGCACCUCGCGUAACGCUCCCGGCGUUGUAACGCGCGUACCGGGCUUCGGCCAAUCGGAAACGGUCGAAUGGAUCGAUCCGUCACACGCGUCGGUCGGUGCGUACUUUGUCAACAUUGCCAAUGCGCUCGUCGCAAACGGUUACGUACGGGACAAAUCAAUCAUUGGCGCUCCGUAUGAUUUCCGGAAGGGACCAACUGAGCAUAAGGAGUAUUUUCUCGCGCUAAAGUUCUUGGUCGAGCAGACGUAUACGCUGAACCAUGAUACACCGGUUACGUUCAUUGUGCACAGCAUGGGCGCUCCGAUGACGUUACACUUCCUGCAACAGCAAACGGCCGAUUGGAAAGCGAAACACAUCAAGCGCGUCAUCUCGCUAGCCGGGGCCUGGGCGGGCAGUGUCAAAGCCCUCAAAGUGUACGCGAUCGGAGACGAUCUGGGUGCGUUCGCACUGAGCGGCAAGGUGAUGCGUGCCGAACAGAUCACUAACCCUUCGCUGGCAUGGCUGCUACCGUCACCAUUGUUCUGGAAACCGAACGAGGUGCUCGCACGUACCCAAUCACGCACCUACACGAUGAGUCAGAUGGACGAGUUUUUCGACGAUCUGGACUUCCCGAACGGUUGGGAAAUGCGCAAAGAUGCACUUCCGUACGCACUUAACUUUACUGCACCGGGGGUCGAGUUACAUUGUCUGUAUGGAAGCAACAUUAACACGGUCGAAUCUUUGGAUUAUCAAAAAUCGUACGAUCUUAGUGGUACUCCUGUGUUGAAGAUGGGCAAGGGUGACGGUACGGUAAAUGCCCGUUCGCUCGAAGCUUGCCAGCAGUGGACAAAGCAACAGAAGCAACCGAUCGUUUCCAAAGAGUUCCCCGGAGCCGACCAUAUGAGUAUACUGGCCGAUGUGAAUGUUAUCGAUAACAUUGUGCAGGUGUUGCUGGCGGAUCUGUCUAACUAA
Molecule: messenger RNA, 1302 nt
Organism: Anopheles marshallii
Lineage: Eukaryota; Metazoa; Arthropoda; Insecta; Diptera; Culicidae
Product: phospholipase A2 group XV-like
Exons: 4
Coding region: 1-1302 (433 amino acids)
Biological process (GO): lipid metabolic process
Source: RefSeq, a predicted model, not a curated record